Fusarium mangiferae is the source of this 1620-nucleotide messenger RNA. RefSeq lists its product as uncharacterized. Gene Ontology annotation, biological process: aldehyde metabolic process. The transcript is spliced from 2 exons. Lineage: Eukaryota; Fungi; Ascomycota; Sordariomycetes; Hypocreales; Nectriaceae. The record is from RefSeq and is a predicted model, not a curated record. Gene Ontology annotation, cellular component: cytoplasm. Gene Ontology annotation, molecular function: aldehyde dehydrogenase (NAD+) activity. Bases 1 to 1620 code for a protein of 539 amino acids.
AUGGCUGCCAACGAUUCAUCCUAUACCAUUGCUCCUUUAGAGCACACGCCUCUCGAUGAGAUCGCCGCCAAGGUCGAUCUCGUAAGGAAGACCUUCAGAUCGGGCCGUACCAAAGACAUGGAGUUUCGCAUGAAGCAGAUUCGCAAGCUGUACUGGGCUAUCGUCGACAACACUGAACUGAUGCAAGAUGCUCUCAUCAAAGAUCUUCGCAAGUGCAAGUACGAGGCCGUUCUGGCCGAGAUUGAUUGGUGCAAGCAAGAAUGUAUCGACAUGGUCAACAACAUGGAAAAAUGGCUUCGCGAUGAGCCUGUCCCCAAUGUUCCCUUGCAGUUCCGUGCCAUGAAGCACCGCACUCGCUUCGAACCACUCGGUGUUGUCCUCAACAUCGGAUCCUUCAACUUCCCUUUUCAGCUCAACCUCCCUGUUGUCAUUGGCGCGAUCGCUUGCGGUAACUGUGUUGUUCUCAAGGCCUCUGAAUCAUCUCCCAACUGUGCCAUGGUGCUCAAGAAGAUCUUUGACGAGUCCCUGGACCCCGAAUGUUUCACAUAUGUUAAUGGUGCUUUGCCCGAGACUCAACUUCUGCUCGAGCAGAAGUUCGACAAGAUUUGCUUCACCGGUGGCAAGGCAGUCGGCAAGAUUAUUGCCCAGAAGGCUGCCGAGACCCUGACUCCUGUGCUUCUCGAGCUCGGUGGGUUGAACCCGGCCUUUGUCACCAAGCAUGCCAACCUCAAAUUGGCCGCCAGACGACUUCUGUGGCAGAAAUCUCUCAAUGCAGGCCAGGUUUGCAUGUCUCACAACUACAUCCUCGUCGAGCGAAGUGUUCUUUCUCAAUUCUUGGGGGAGCUCAACAACCAGAUGCGCACCUUCUUCCCCCAAGGUGCCAAAAACAGCCCUGACCUUUGCCGCAUCGUCAAUGCUGGCCACUUCAACCGCCUCAAGAAGAUGCUUGAUGGCACCAACGGCAAGAUCGUCCUCGGUGGCUCCAUGGACGAGUCGACCCUCUUCAUGGAGCCAACGGCGGUGCUUGUUGACGACAUCAACGACAGUAUGAUGACCCAAGAGGCGUUUGGCCCCAUUUUCGCAAUGAUGGCGGUUGAUUCCCUUGACCAGGCCAUCGACAUUGCUAAUACAGUUGACCCGACACCACUCUCUCUUAGCGCCUUUGGAAGCAAGGCCGAGAACAAUAAGAUUCUGGAUAAUGUUACCUCCGGCGGCGCCACAUGUAACGAUGCCUUCUUCCACUCUCAGAUUCCACAGUCGCCCUUGGGAGGUGUUGGCCAGUCUGGAAUGGGCAACUAUCAUGGCAUCUACUCUAUCAGAACUUUUAGCCAUCAGCGUACUAUCGCCGAAGUCCCUUACUGGGCUGACUUCCUGUUUCGCGUGCGAUACAUGCCAUACCAGUGGCCCGUUAUGAACCGAAUGAAGGCUGUUGCCGACUCAAAGCCUAACUUUGACCGAAACGGUAACAAAACCAAGGGAAUUACAUACUUCCUUGCCCUGGUCCUCGGUCUCGGAUCAAAGAAGUCCAAGGGCGCUCUUCUCAGGUGGGCCGUCCUUGUGGUUGCAGCCGCCAUACUGGAAGCAAAGAAAGGUGUUCUGAGCCAAUUGCUCACACGAUAA